Messenger RNA from Jatropha curcas, 1207 nucleotides. RefSeq names its product putative enoyl-CoA hydratase 1, peroxisomal. The record is from RefSeq and is a predicted model, not a curated record. Lineage: Eukaryota; Viridiplantae; Streptophyta; Magnoliopsida; Malpighiales; Euphorbiaceae. Gene Ontology annotation, cellular component: peroxisome.
AGAAAAAGCAAUGGGAUCAUCAUCAUCAAUCCAAAAGCGAACUCGCUGUCCAUUACCAAUGGACCACUUCAAACCAUAAAUGGUGAUUAAUGUAAGUACACAACACAACCUUCACUGUCAAAAAUGGUGUCACAAUUGUAGCUAAGACCAUCUUUAUCUUAUCUUAAAGUUGUUUAACGACCUCCACUAAAGCCAUUGAUAAGGCGAGCUUCUUAAGCUUCAGUUCUUGCUCCAAAAUAAACACGAAAAUGGAUCAAUCCAGAGCCGAAAGCCUCAUCCUCGUAUCCCACGAUCCAAAGGGCGUGGCUAUCAUCACAAUCAACCGUCCCAAGUCCCUCAAUUCAUUAACCAGGUCCAUGAUGGUCCAUUUGGCCCAUGAAAUCAAGGCUCUGGAUAUUGACGACUCGGUGCGGGUCAUCAUUCUAACCGGAACUGGUAGGGCGUUCUGCUCUGGCGUCGAUCUGACUGCAGCGGAGGACGUCUUUAAAGGAGACGUGACGGAUAUGGAAUCCGACCCCGUCGAGCAGAUGGAGCGGUGCAAAAAGCCCAUAAUCGGAGCUAUUAACGGGUUUGCAGUUACUGCCGGAUUUAAAAUUGCCGUAGCAUGCGAUAUUCUGGUAGCUGCUAAGGGAGCCAAGUUUAUAGAUACUCAUUCUAGGUUUGGGGUGUUUCCUUAUUGGGGAUUUUCUCAAAAGCUUCCACGGAUAAUAGGACCUGGAAGGGCGCGAGAGGCAUCACUAACUGCCAUGCCAAUAACCGCGGAACAGGCUGAGAAAUGGGGAUUGGUUAAUCAUGUUGUUGAAGAGAGUGAAUUGUUAAAGAAAUGUCGUGAAAUUGCAAAGGCUAUUAUAAAAAAUAAUCAAGAAUUGGUGUUGCGAUACAAAGCUGCCAUUAACGAUGGGUUGAAGCUGGACUCGAGUCAUGCUCUUUCUUUAGAAAAGGAUAGGGCACACGAUUACUAUAAUGGAAUGACAAAGGAGCAGUUUAAGAAGAUGCAGGAGUUCAUAGCUGUUCGUCGUGCAAAGAACCCUUCUUCUAAAUUAUAGAUUUUUUCUUUUUAUUGGCAAGCAGGAAUGGAAAUGACCCGACAGAAGAACGUGUGACUUAGAAAUAUUCAGAAAUAAACAGCAUAAUGUGUGUAGCAACUAAUUUCCACGACAAAUUUGCUCCAUUAGUAAAUAAGAACAAGAUUUUACGCAGCUGCUAA